AUUUUCCUGCACAUCACCAGCUGACGGUCUCCCUCCGGCUGCUGUUAUAACUGUCAACAAAAGGGAACGGUUUACAGUUUGUGUUUGGCUGGUGGAAAGGACAAUAUUGAAUAAAAAUGGUUAAACUUGGUGGUAACCUACAAGACAAAGGGGUUAAAGCAGUGAGCGUUGAGGAUGGAUUUCAAACUGUUCCCCUAAUCACCCCCUUGGAUGUUGGCAAUCUUCAGUACCAGGCUCCAGACAAGGUGGUGGUGAAGACACAAAAUGACUACCAGACAGAGCAGAAGAACAAGGCAAAGCUGAAGGUGCCCAAGAUGGAAGAGUUUACCAUUAGCUUCACUGAUGGAGUGUCAGAAAGACUGAAGGUCACUAUCCUUGUUGUGCUGGCCCUGGCCUUUCUUGCCUGUAUAGUGUUUCUGGUGGUGUACAAAGCAUUCACUUAUGACCACACCUGCCCAGAUGGCUUUGUGUACAAGCACAAGAGAUGCAUCCCAGCGUCCCUCGAGGCCUACUACACCGCUCAGGAUGCUAACUCCCGAGGCCGCUUCUACACAGUGAUUAGCCACUAUAGCAUGUCUAAGCAAACCUCAUCCCACUCUGUCUCACCGUGGCUGCCAGCUGGCAGUAUCCAGCGUGAUGAGAAACCCCCCAAUUCUGUCACCCAGUAAUGCUGCUCAUGCUGAAUCUUUAAUGUCCAUACCAGCUUUCCUCUCAUCUGAUUUAACUGUUUACUCUCAUUUCUAUUUUUACCCCGUUUGUUUUAUUUUCAUCAUAAAAUGUAUUAUAUGGUUUUAUUUAUUAAUUUAUUUAUUUAUUUAUGUGUUUGUCUGUGUCCAAUCCCUGUUUUUGUACUGAAUGUCACAUAAUUGUACAGCACGAUGAACAAAAGCAUCCAAAACUUUCAAUAGGAAACCCUCUAGUAACGUGGUUCUAGUCAUUGUAAAAGGCAUGAUACAAUAUGAAUUUCUUUGGUUUUUAUUUUUAAUCAUAACAUUUUUGUGUUUUAAUGUCCAGACUGAAAAAUAA
Molecule: messenger RNA, 1026 nt
Organism: Trichomycterus rosablanca
Lineage: Eukaryota; Metazoa; Chordata; Actinopteri; Siluriformes; Trichomycteridae
Gene: nsg2
Product: neuronal vesicle trafficking associated 2
Exons: 5
Coding region: 117-668 (183 amino acids)
Biological process (GO): endosomal transport; G protein-coupled dopamine receptor signaling pathway; clathrin coat assembly
Cellular component (GO): endosome; membrane
Molecular function (GO): clathrin light chain binding
Source: RefSeq, a predicted model, not a curated record